Rotaria sp. Silwood1 is the source of this 1437-nucleotide messenger RNA. NCBI's taxonomy places the organism in Eukaryota, Metazoa, Rotifera, Eurotatoria, Philodinida, Philodinidae. The record is from the annotation of a GenBank genome assembly.
AUGGUUUGUAAUCUAGCUCGCUGCUUCAAACGUUUAAUUGUUAUAAUUUUAUUAACUUUUGCUUCUGUUGAAAUCUACCUUCUCAUACGAGAAAAGGAAACAGUAAUAGAAUCUUCAUCUUUAUUAAUAAAAACUGAAUUCGAACAUAUAUCAUACAAUCUCGAACCAUUUACCAUUCCUCUGCCUCAUUUCGUGGAUGAUCAAGCCCGUGAUUGGUUUCUGAAUUCUACUUAUUAUGCAAUGUAUUCGAAUCAAUGUCCGAAAAAUGAUUGUCAAGCACAUGGUUUUCUCUUUGAUGCUCUUGACGAACACCGUAGUGUGCAUAUCGAUUUCGUUAAAAAUGGUGUGUAUGCGAACGAUGAUUGUGGUUUUCGGUACGGUGAUACUGCUGUCUUACGGACUUUUAAUGCAACUAAUCAUGUAGACGUUCUUUAUGAUGCAGCAUUUAUUUAUACAGUACCUGAUGGCUGGAGUUUCCAACAUUUUCUCGAUGGAGUCGGACCGAAACUAUCUCAUUCCUAUGUCUAUUUAUAUAAAUAUCGUGAUGCAAAAGUACUGAUACAGAAAGGUAUUCGAUUCGAUCGAUCAGUGAAAGAAAUUUGGGAAAUGCUCGGUGUAAAAGAAUCGAAUCGAUUGAUACAUUAUAAGGCUGAUACAAAGGUUGGUGCUCGACUUCUGAUAAAUCCUUGUCGAACACCAGCAACUCAUCCUCGACUUUGGCAAGACGCUCGUCACAUGUAUUGGUCACUCAUUAAUCUAUCAGAAUUGAAUGUUAUAUCUUCUAAAAAAAAUCUUAUUUUCUUACAAAGAACAGCUAGCAACGCAAUGAAUAAAGGUCGUCUUAUAUUAAACGAAAAAUUAUUGAUUGAUAGUCUUGUUGAAUAUGCAUCAAAACAUUCUUUGAAUUACAUACAAUAUGAUCAUUCGAAAGAUCAUCGUCAUAUCCGACAUCAAAUAGAAUUGUUUUAUCACGCAAAGAUCAUUAUCGGUGUGCAUGGUGGUGCUCAGUCCAAUAUGAAUUUCGCUCCAUCAGGAACGACAGUUAUUGAAGUGAUGCCCUAUCGAUCACAGGCAAUGAACAAUUUAACAAAUAUGUUAGAAUAUAUAUUUAGAUGUAAACGGUUCCAGAUAUUUGGAACUGAACCUGUCCCAUCACUGCCAGGUAAUGACAGUGUUAUUUUGAAAUUUCCUGUUGCUGUUAAAUUGGGUUCAUACUUUAAUCUCUACCCUGCGGACAAUAAUAAUAAUGGAAUUCAAUUAUAUUGUCGAUAUCCAAUAAUGAAUGCCACUGCUAGAACUAUUGCCAACAAGGGGGUAGUUGAUUCAUCGGCAACAACUUUACGGUAUCCUACUGGAUUAGCACUUGAUGAAGAACUCAACUUGUAUAUAUCUGAUACAAGUAAUCGUCGAGUACAACUAUUUCAACGUCUCCAUUAA